CGCCUGCAAUAACGCACAUCUGUACGUCAUGGUAGUAUACAUUCCACCGCAGCUUAGCUCCGAGAUAUCGACUCUUCGCUCUCUACAUGAUUGUAACAGCAGCUUCACUCUCACACUGAAGCCUUCGGAUCUGCUGUUUGUUAUUGGCGAUUUCAAUCAGCCUAGCAUAAGCUGGUCCAUAGCUGAUCCUUCGUCCUCGCCAACAUACUCAUCAAUCACGCACUAUGAACCAACUGCGCGCUCACUGGCCAACAACACCUUUGUGGAUGGAUUUAAAUUUAACGGAUUAAUGCAACUUAAUCACAUCAAUAAUUCGCACGGACGCAUGCUUGACCUGCUCUACGCUAACAAUGCUGCAGCUAAAUUGUGUUCGCCUGUCUUUCCAAGUGUUGUUCCGCUUGUACCCCUUGACUCCUACCAUCCGGCGUUUGACUUCAAUAUACGUAUUAACUCGUCGACUCGACGCAAUUCGACGACUCGACAAAACUCGACGACAACCGCAUUUUAUCGUUAUAACUUUGCUAAAGCUGACUAUGUGAAACUGAACGACAUGAUAUCAAUGUUUAACAAUAGCUUUCAUUGUUCCAAUUUUAUUUCACUUGACGAAGCAGUAUGUUCAUUCUCGUCCUUCAUGCUGCAAGCCUUUGUUGUAUGCGUCACAGUUCAGCGUCCUAAACCUAACCCCCCCUGGGCGGACCGCACACUCAAACGACUCAAACGUGUAAAAAGAGCUGCUUAUCGUCACUACCAAACGCGCCGCUGCCAAAGAUCUCGCUCGAUCUACUUUGACACGCACUCUUUAUACUGCAGCUAUAACAGGCGAUAUGGCAGAUAUUUGAGUAAAAUUCAACGUAACCUCUGCAGGUGGCCUGACUCGUUUUGGCGCUUCUACAACAGCAAAACAAAAUCCACGCAUACACCGAAAUCCAUUACGUACAAAGGAGCAACAAGUGCCAACACUAAUGAAAUGUGCAUUCUCUUCGCGGAUCGCUUUGCAGAUUGCUUUUCACCGGCCAUGAAUGAUACCGAUCAUUGAUGCUGCUCUCGUCAACACUCCGGCUGGCGCAAUUAACAUGAGCACUCCUUUCAUCGACAGUGAGAUCGUUUUAUCUGCCCUAGCGCAACUAAAGCCUUCCUUCGCUCCUGGACCCGACGGAAUUCCUUCUACCGUGCUGAAACGCUGUCAAACGACAGUAGCACCUAUCCUUGCAAAAUUGUUUAAUGCAUCGCUAGCCAAUGGCUACUAUCCCAAAACAUGGAGGAAAUCUUGGAUGGUUCCUAUUUACAAAAAGGGCGACAGGACAGAUGCCAUCAACUACCGGGGUAUUACAUCUUUGUGUGCCAUUGCCAAGGUGUUCGAACUAGUGAUAUACAAAAAUCUGCUCCAUGCAUGCCGCAGCUACAUGUUGAUACGGGCUUAGGUAUCAACAUGGAUUCGUGCCAAAAAAGUCGACUACCACGAACCUGGUUGAAUUUGUAACCUAUUGCACUAGUCAAAUUGAUGCCGGAGCUCAAGUCGAUGCAAUUUAUACAGAUCUGACAGCAGCAUUCGACUCUCUUCCGCACGCAAUUCUUCUCGCUAAACUCGAUAAGCUAGGACUUCCCAGCUCGCUCGUACAGUGGCUUAAGUCUUACCUAAUUAAUCGCACAUACAUCGUGAAAAUUGAUAAGCACAUGUCCAAAGAAAUAGUCAGCAGCUCGGGUGUGCCACAAGGAAGCAAUAUUGGCCCGCUUCUCUUCAUAUUGUUCAUCAACGAUGUUACCCUCGCUCUACCUCCCGACAGUAUCAGUCUGUUUGCCGACGAUGCAAAAAUUUUUGCGCCUAUUCACAACACAGGUGAUUGUACAUUGCUGCAAGACUGCAUCGAAAUUUUCUGUUCGUGGUGCAAGCGUAAUGGACUGACUAUCUGCAUCGAGAAAUGCUACUGUGUGUCUUUUAGUCGAUGCAGGAGCCCAGUCACUGGUACCUACUUCAUAGACGGCACUGCAAUUAAUCGACAAAAUCAUGCCAAAGACCUGGGCGUUCUGCUUGACUCUAGUUUGAACUUUAAACAGCAUAUUGAUGACGUUGUAGCUAGAGGAAAUUAAUUACUUGGCGUGGUUAUCCGGACAACUAAUGAAUUCCGCAACCAACCAUGUGCAUCAAAGCUAUCUACAACUGUAUCGUUCGUUCGGUUCUGGAAUAUUCGUGCGUAGUCUGGAGCCCAACUACUGCUUCUUCAAUUGCUCGACUUGAGGCGAUUCAACGUAAACUCACGCGAUACGCCCUACACCUACUUCCCUGGCAGGAUCGCAAUAAUCUUCCUCCGUAUGCUGCGCGGUGCCGUCUUCUAGGCCUUGAACCUCUUUCGGUUAGAAGACGCAAUGCACAGUGUUCUUUCAUCGCUGGAUUGCUAAAUGGCUCUAUCGACUCAUCGCCUUUGUUGCAUCGAGUCGAUAUCUAUGCACCAUCCCGAACACUUAGGUCUAGAGAAAUUCUACGGUUCGCUCAACCCCGUUCCAGCGCUGGUCGGUCUGACCCUAUGUUCCGCAUGUCGGCUGUCUUCAAUACUGUCUCGGAUUGCUUCGACUUCGACAUCUCAACUUUAACUUAACCCGUUGAAGAUUAAUAAAUAAAUAAUAAUAAUAAUAAUAUCGCUGGGUCCUUGGUUGAUAGGCAUCAUGUUAAAUAAUUAUGAAUUCCAUAAAAGUAAUUGUAAAAAAAUAAAAUAACACACAUUCUUUCUUGUGGCAGUAUCAACAACGGAU
This is a messenger RNA of Anopheles coluzzii, 2748 nucleotides long. RefSeq lists its product as uncharacterized. The transcript has a single exon. Bases 29 to 1036 code for a protein of 335 amino acids. NCBI's taxonomy places the organism in Eukaryota, Metazoa, Arthropoda, Insecta, Diptera, Culicidae. The record is from RefSeq and is a predicted model, not a curated record.